GGGGUUCGUGUACCCGGCUGGGAUUGGCUGACAGCGGAGGAGUGGGUGUGCAGCUCCGCAGCGUGCCUUCAGGCCCGCAGACACACAGAAAGACAGAGAUCCGCAGCAGCGCCGCGCGUUUGGUCCGCAGAUCCUCACAGACACCCAACGACAGGCCAGAAGACCCUCCACCAUGUCUUUCCUAUCGGUCGUCAGGAAGCAGCUGAAGACCCACCCAGCUCUGAUCCCCCUCUUCAUCUUCAUCGGUGGCGGAGCAACGAUGAGCAUGAUGUACCUGGCCAGACUGGCUCUGAAAAAUCCCGACGUCUCGUGGGAUCGCACAAACAACCCGGAGCCCUGGAACAAGCUGGAGCCCAAUCAGCAGUACAAACUUUUCAGGGUCAACAUGGAUUACUCCAAACUGAAGAAGGACCGGCCAGAUUUCUGAACGGGCAGCCAUGCCAUCCGUGUGCGGAGCUUAUCCACUUCCUAUCCAAACGCGGACGCCUGAGAGACUCAGUCUGGGUUGAAUGUUGGUUAUUUUAUUAUCACCAGGAUAGGAGGAAGAGAUCAUAAACCUACAGAUGAUUAAAUAAAAAAACAGGCUACCACCUGUUUUUUUUAUUGAAUUCAGUUGUUUUUUUUGUUGCUGCUUUGACGUGUUGUAAAUUAUUAAAACGAUUAAAAUGAUUAGUCUA
Messenger RNA from Fundulus heteroclitus (mummichog), 677 nucleotides. RefSeq names its product cytochrome c oxidase subunit NDUFA4. Bases 173 to 427 code for a protein of 84 amino acids. The transcript has 4 exons. The record is from RefSeq and is a predicted model, not a curated record. NCBI's taxonomy places the organism in Eukaryota, Metazoa, Chordata, Actinopteri, Cyprinodontiformes, Fundulidae.